AUGGCAGUCUAUGAUGGGCUGGGGACCCUGGGCAUUGGUUCCACCUGCACGAGCCGGGUCCAGCAGCGUGAUGUGAUUGAAGUGUACUAUGGUGACAAUCGCUUUGGGACAAUGACCGACUCUGGCACAGCAACACUUAAACCUCGUCCGAGAGUCCGGCCGCUGCUGACUUUCUUACCCCUUAAUGCCCAAGAAUCUCAUGGGGUGGCUGUGCCAACACCGUCGGUGCCAGAAGACUUCGAGGAAAAAGCAGCUCUUGGCUCUGGCUCCCAGAUCAAUGGGAACUACCGAAUGUACAGCUCGGUGGGGGACCUGCGCCCACAGGCUCUCAAGGGGGACGACCUAGAUGAAGACAUCCCUCCACCGCCAUCGGUACCCCCGCCACCCCCUCCAACGGCACUGGCACCUGUGCCACCACCUCCAGACUCGCCGGUCCCUCCACCACCUGAAAUGCUGCCUCCACCACCACCUGAGAUGGUACCACCACCUCCUGCCAUGGCACCUCCACCACCUCCAGCCUCUGCCCUGUCCUCCCCCAGCACACCAGCUCCUCCAGACUUCAUCCCACCAGCCCCGCUGGGUGCCUCGCCGCUCAGCCAGGCCUCGGUGCCCUUCACCACUGGCAUCUCCAAGUGGAAAUCUGAAACGGUGCUGAACACUAGGCAGGCAGACGCUGAGGGGCCGCUCCACCCUGCCGAGGAUGGGGUGCCGGCUGCCCCCGGCCCAAAGGAGAGCCUGCAACCCAAGCACUGCCCUGAGCCCCACCUGACCUUCCCCAGGUCCUUCAAGGUGCCCCCACCGGCCCCAGCCCGAUCCUCCUCCAUCCCCGUGCAGGACAGUCAGCCUGUCCGACAGGAGCCCUUCCCCAGGCAGCCUCACGCCCGGCCUCCCCUCCCGCCCUGCUUCACCAUAAGACCCGCAGCCAAGGCUCACAUGGGAGGAGAAGCCAAGCAAAGAAAUUCCCCACUGAGACAGGCUGUUGCGAAGCCGGCUGUGCCGAGCCCCCUGCCGCUGAGCCCCAAGCCGGGUCCAGGGUUCGGCCAAGGGACGAAUCCUGAUGGUCGCCGGUCCCCGCUGCCAGGCUCCGAGAUGGAGAAGGUUCCCCAGCUGAAAACAGCCGAGAGAGACUCUCCUCCAAAAUCCGAAUCUCUCUCUGCGAACGACCUGGACCUUCCCCCUCCAGACUACCCGACCUGCGAGGACGACUGGAGGGACGCCAGCAAUCUGAACAGGCUGCGGCAUGAGCUCUCGGCCCUCCUGCGCUCCCCACGGAGGGAGGAGAGGCUGCCGGAGAAGCCGGCUGCUCCCCAGCCCACGGAUGGUGGUACUGACCAUGCCGGCAGCCAUAGGCCCAGUCUCAAUGGGCCCCAACUUGCUGGACCUGCUGGGAAGGAUGCAUGGUUACCCACAGGAGGAGAGACCGAGAAGAAAGAGGUGCCCAGCAGCCCCCCCAGUGCCAAAGGGGGCUCUCCCAGCAUGGUGCUCCCCGCUCCGGAGAGCAACCCUGCCACGCAGACCCACAGCGUGAUGAAAAUCAGGAACGAGCUGGAGGCUGUGCUUUCCCUGAAGAAAGAAGGGAAACCUGCUCUGGGGCUCAGCAGCCAGAAGCAGGGCACCGAGGAUGGCAGCAGCACCCCAUGUAUGAGGAAGAGUCCCCCUGACCCGAGGAAGAGCCCUCCUGACCCAGGUGACUCGGUGCUGCUGAAACUGGCCCCAAGCUCACUCCCAGCACCAGUGGCUGCAGUGGAGAAAGAUGAGACGGGGCACGAGGACCAUCCCACUCCUGCUGCUAGCAAGGCCACAGAGAACUUGACCCCUGCUCCCAGGUCCCUCAACAGCAGUGUGAGCCCCCCAGACCCACCUCAGGGACCAGUGGAGGAGCCCCCUGCUCCCACCUCCCCCUUGCCCCCCAUUUCUCCUGCACAGAGCCCAGCACCGGAGCCCAAUGCAGCCAUCUUCCAGUACAAAGUGCACCGAGCUGGGGCCAGUUCAGCCAAACCACCCUGCACCUCGAGCUCGGCCGAACCACCCUGCCCCACAAGCUUGGCCAGGAGCCCGCCGGGCGCCUCGGGAGCAGGGCAAGAGGAGGUGCUGAUCCACCCCGUGACGGGCGAGCGUGUGGAGCGGGGGUCCCCAAUGGCGCUGCUCCUGGCGGCCCGGCAGCGUGCCCAGUAUGGCCCUGGGGGGUACAGCCCCCCGGCCGGGGAGGGGGUCCGCCGUGUCGGCUCUGCCCACAGGAACGGCCCCACGAGCGUGCAGGGCAGGCGGACGUCCAUCGAUGCUGCUGGGAAAGCCACACCGUAUGGCAGUGCCGGGGCUGAUGCCAAGUACAAGGGGCAGAACGGGGAUUUCUCGCCCGCCAGCGUGGUGGCAGCCAGCAGACCUGCUCAUGGCAGCUCGCAGUAUGGCUAUGGCGGACCCAGCAACACCUUCACGGUCAGGCCCGGGACACGGCAGCCCAUCUCCUACGCCUACCAGAGCGGCCACCGAUAG
Molecule: messenger RNA, 2493 nt
Organism: Pygoscelis adeliae (Adelie penguin)
Lineage: Eukaryota; Metazoa; Chordata; Aves; Sphenisciformes; Spheniscidae
Product: chromosome unknown open reading frame, human C6orf132
Exons: 6
Coding region: 1-2493 (830 amino acids)
Source: RefSeq, a predicted model, not a curated record